Messenger RNA from Ricinus communis (castor bean), 567 nucleotides. RefSeq names its product protein FATTY ACID EXPORT 4, chloroplastic. Lineage: Eukaryota; Viridiplantae; Streptophyta; Magnoliopsida; Malpighiales; Euphorbiaceae. Gene Ontology annotation, cellular component: membrane. The transcript is spliced from 5 exons. The record is from RefSeq and is a predicted model, not a curated record. The coding region runs from base 1 to 567 and encodes 188 amino acids.
AUGGCCACGGCAUGUUGUUUGUUGGUGAUUCCAUUUCCAGGAGCAAAAUUGACGGCAGUGAACGAGUAUGAGCUGGUCAGAAGAAGGAAGGAUGUAAGUUUGUACGGCGGAAGAUAUCCUUUUCCAAGGGAAAGGAAUGGAAAUAGAUCCAAUAUAAAAACCCAGUCACCAAGUGGUUCCUGCAAAUGUCAGCUGAUAGAUCUCGCCCCUGCAACCUCUGCUACCUACGGGGCCCUGCUCCUCGCCGGCGGUCUCUUCGCCUUUAACAAGUCAAGAAGCAAGGGCUCGCUGUUUGGGGGAUUGACAGGAGCUACACUUAUGGCUGCGUCUGUUUUUCUUUGUGUUGGUGGUAAUGGUUUUCAAAUGCAGGCUUACUUUUUGAUGCAACGAGAAGAAACAAAAGCUGUUGGUGAUGCCCUUGGCUUUGGAUCCGCUUUCCUCUUCUCUUCUGUAUUUGGUAUACGAUUGGUGGGUAGUCGAAAGCUGAUUCCUGCAGGUCCUUUGUUAGGUUUAUCUAUCUGUGCCUUGGCUGUGUUUAUGUCGUCCUACUUUCAAGAUAGUCUCUGA